AUGGACAAUAUUAUACCGUCGCUCGUUUACCAGAGAGAUGUCCUACCUCAGCCCAUCACCUCCCUCUCCUUCGACCCGGUCACAGACAUUCUCUGGUCUGGUACCAAUUCCGGUCAUGUCUGCACGAACUAUACCGCGCGCGGUCUGCGCGGCGUCCACUAUCCCGUUGGCGGCCAUCUCGCGGUCAAGAAGAUCCUCGCGACGGAAAGCAACGUGAUCGCGUGCGGAGUGGCGAGUGAUGGGAUCGGCGCAUGGGGCAAGGGCGGCUUGAACGCGUGGUUCUUCAGGCCCGGUAACCAAAUCACCACGUUUUCCAAGAAGCCGUCCAAUGGAUCCACCGUCGCGCUUUCGACCGCAAGCUCGGAGCUGAUUCUGCUCAACACCCAGACUGGCUCUGUCCUCCGCCACUCAUCCGUCCCGAGCAUCCUCACCCAUCUGCACUUUACCGCUGCACGACCCACGCGACGCGACGACACGCUCCUAUGGAUCGAACAUGGUCAAGGCGCAUCUGAGCGGCAUUCAGAAACGACCUCGACGCUACUCUACACGAUCGGCCUAGGCAUGCGGCAAGGACGGCCAUUCCCGGAUCCGCUCGUGAAGGUGUACGACCUCCGUAAUCUUGAAGCACUCACACCCUUCCCGUUCUCGCAAGGCCCGAGCUUCAUCACACGCUUCGCAAAUCGCCCGUCUACACUGGCGAUCACGUCCAGCCAAGGCUUAGUACAAAUCGUGGACACUACGAACCCGGCCACCAACGAGUUCUAUCAGCUGGACGCGCCCUCAUACAUCAGCUCUGUGGCGGUCUCUCCUACCGCUGGCUACAUGGCGUUCGGAGACUCGGACGGGGCGAUCCAUCUGCUCUCGGCGGCGGAGGAAGAGGCGAUGUUGCCUUUCAACGGGUUCGACGGGAAGCCGAUCGAAUGGCCCGACUCUGCGGAAGCUCUUCCGGACAUCACUUGGACGGACACGACUCUCCUGAACACUGCGGAAUGUUGUGGCUACCUCUCGCCUGCCCUGGCGGUCAACGCCGCUGCGCACGAGAAGGAGGCGCACAAGUUUUGGCGCGACUCGAGGCGACAGACGUUCCUGCGCCCCCGCGUCCAGAUCCACGGACAAAUCGACGGCAUGGACGACCCGGAGGCGGUUGUGUACGAGCUGCGCGCGAUCGUGACGCAGGUCGUGCCGAAGGAUGCCAAUUCGCACCUCGUGGCGAUCAUCAAGGUGCCGGAGGCGGAGAUUUCCGACCCGGAGCCGUGGUUCAUCUUCAAUGACUUCGUGGUGCAGAACAUAUCUGAGGACGAAGCUCUGAGCUUCCCUUCGGGAUGGAAGGUGCCAGCUAUACUGUACCUUGAACGCGUGGACGUUUGCCAGCGCCUCGACUUCAACGGCCUACCGGACAAGAUGGACAGGUCGAUACUCUGCCGAGACACCAACAUUGCCGUAAAUCGCGAUUCCCGAGUCAUCAAGCACGAACCGCUGCGCUUCGAAGAGUUGCCUAAACCCGGUACUCUGAUUGCCAUUGACGCCGAGUUCGUGUCCAUGCAGCAAGAGGAGACCGAGUAUCGAUCCGACGGCACCAAGAAGGUCAUUCGACCUGCCCGUCUCUCGCUUGCUCGCGUGUCUGUGCUGCGUGGUGAUGGAUCGAAGGAGGGCAUGCCUUUCAUCGACGACCACAUCCAUACAAGCGAGAUCAUCGUCGACUAUCUGACGGAGUUCUCCGGCAUCAAGUUCGGCGACUUGGAUCCCAGCCUCUCGCGAUACACGUUGACGCCUUUGAAGGUCGUGUAUAAAAAGCUGCGUUUGCUUGUCGACAGCGGUUGCAUCUUUAUCGGGCACGGCCUAUCGAAGGACUUCCGCAUCAUCAAUAUCUUCGUACCGCAGGAGCAAGUGAUCGAUACCGUGGACCUAUACUUCCUUGAAGCUCGCCAGCGCCGACUCUCUUUGAAGUUCCUGACUUGGUUCGUUCUAAAGGAGAACAUCCAGACGGACACGCAUGAUUCGAUCGAAGACGCACUGUCGGCACUGAAGCUGUACAAGGUGUACUUGCAGCUAGAAGCCGAAGGUUCGUUCGACAGCAAGUUGGAGGAAGUCUAUCGUGAGGGAAAACAAUACCAAUACAGACCUCCGGCACGACCCCAGAGCACUGUCCCCACGCCCGCAGCGUCCGGCACCGUGACCCCAUUGGCUCACCAGGUAGCGAUGGGUCGGGGCGGCUUCCUUUCGGGCCCACGCGGCGCGACACAGUUCAACAACCACGGCCACUACCCUCUACAAGCCGUUGCCACGCCGCCCAUCUUUCCCAUUCCUGGACCGAACCAUCACCCGCACGGGUUCAUGCAGCCUAAUUGGCGACACCGGUAG
Messenger RNA from Epithele typhae, 2361 nucleotides. Its product is annotated as exonuclease-domain-containing protein. Gene Ontology annotation, cellular component: P-body; PAN complex. Bases 1 to 2361 code for a protein of 786 amino acids. Lineage: Eukaryota; Fungi; Basidiomycota; Agaricomycetes; Polyporales; Epitheliaceae. The transcript has 13 exons. Gene Ontology annotation, biological process: nuclear-transcribed mRNA poly(A) tail shortening. Gene Ontology annotation, molecular function: protein binding; nucleic acid binding. The record is from RefSeq and is a predicted model, not a curated record.